AAGACUGGAUAAGGUAGAAGACAUAUGCUUUUUAGACAGGAACUAAGAGAUCCAAUGACGCUAGUAAAGGCACCAUUCUUCGUCAUUUUCACGGUAGCGUUGCUUCUUUUGUCUCCUCUCUUCUUCGGACAGUUAGAAGCAACAACGACCAAACAACCAGAGCAUCGGAAGCUCAGGAAUACAGAAGGAGAGCGAAAUAGGAGGAAUGAAAUUGUUGUCCAAAUAAAAGCGAGAGUGAAGCGAAGCAAGUCAAGAAGGGGACCCCAAAAGAAGGAACCAUAUAAGAAGCCACCUUGCAAGCCCCCAACUCAUCCAGCAUAAGACAUCAUUAGGCUAUUAUAUUGUCUCCUUUUUCUUUAGAAUUUGUACUUAGUAAAACAACCAAACGUAUGUAUACCACGAAAUUUCAACCCAAAGAAUAAACGUUUAUUUUUUUUAUUC
This is a messenger RNA of Camelina sativa (false flax), 441 nucleotides long. Its product is annotated as serine rich endogenous peptide 17-like. NCBI's taxonomy places the organism in Eukaryota, Viridiplantae, Streptophyta, Magnoliopsida, Brassicales, Brassicaceae. The record is from RefSeq and is a predicted model, not a curated record.